AUGCCUUCUGCUGAAUCUGCAGCAAUGCUGGUGCCCAGCGCCAGCUCGCAGAAAUGGUGGAAAGAGGCCGUCGUCUAUCAGGUAUACCCGGCCAGCUUCAUGGACUCCAACGGCGACGGACUAGGAGAUAUCCGUGGCAUCGCUUCCAAGCUCGACUAUAUCAAAUCGCUUGGUGCGACCACAAUAUGGGUCUGCCCGCAUUAUGACAGUCCUCAAAUCGACUUGGGUUAUGACAUUUCCGACUAUGAGUCGGUUUUCCCACCCUAUGGCACGCUGCAGGAUAUGCAGGACCUCAUAGACGGGUGCCAUUCCCGGGGGCUCAAGAUCAUUGUCGACCUCGUCAUCAACCAUACUUCAGAUCUACACAAGUGGUUCCAGGAGUCUAGAUCGUCCAAGACAAACCCAAAGCGCGACUGGUACAUCUGGCGCCCCGCCAAGUAUGAUGCCGACGGCAAACGUCAGCCUCCCAACAAUUGGCGUUCAAAUUUUAGCACCAGCGCGUGGACCUGGGACGAAGCCACGCAAGAAUACUAUCUGCAUCUCUUCUGUCCAGAGCAGCCCGACUUGAAUUGGGAGAACCCAAAUACCCGUAAGGCCAUAUACUCCUCCGCCAUAGAGUUCUGGCUCAAGCGCGGUGUCGAUGGCUUCCGCGUUGAUACCGUCAACAUGUACAGCAAACCGCAAGGUCUCCCCGACGCACCAGUCAUCAACCCAAAGGCAGAGCACCAGGUGGCUUCCACCUUGUACUGCAACGGACCGCGGAUGACCGAGUAUCUCUCUGAGAUGAACGCCAUCAUGGCGCCAUACGAUACCAUGACGGUCGGAGAGUGCCCGUGCACACCAGACCGCUCGCGUGUCCUGCAAUACGUAUCAGCCGCCGCCAAGCAGCUGGACAUGGUCUUUCAAUUCGACGUUGUAGACGUGGGCCAAGGAACAGAAGCCAAAUAUGACACGACGCCGUUCAACUGGAAGCUUCCCGACCUCAAGCGGGCCAUCAACAAUAGUCAAAGCCUCAUUGUCGGCACCGAUGCCUGGACCACAUCGUUCAUGGAGAACCACGACCAGGCGCGGUCCGUCAGCCGCUUCGCAUCCGACGCCCCCGAGUUCCGCGUCGCCUCGGGCAAGAUGCUCGCCCUGCUCAACACGACACUAUCCGGCACGCUGUUCGUGUACCAGGGGCAGGAGAUUGGCAUGGUCAACAUGCCCAAGGACUGGCCGAUUGAGGAGUACAAGGACGUCGAGUCGGGCAACUUUUACCGCUACGUGGCCGAGGCCACCAACAAUGACCCCAAGGCCCUGGCCAGGGCCAAGACGGCCAUUCAGCACCUGUCGCGCGACCACGCCCGCUACCCCAUGGCCUGGGACGCCUCCCCCCAGGGCGGCUUCUCGACCAACCCGGCCACGUGGAUGCGCGUGCACGAUCUCGCAGGCGAGAUCAAUGUCGCGGCGCAGCAGGACGACGAGCACAGUGUUUUGGGCUUUUGGCGGCAGAUGCUGCGGACCCGUCAGGACCUCGCGCGGCUGUUGGUGUAUGGGUACUAUGAGAUUAUCGACGAGGAGAACGAAAAGGUGUUUUCGUAUUGGAAGACCAAUGGUGGCGACAAGGCCUUGGUCGUGCUCAAUUUCACGUCGGAGGAGCAUGUGUUGAGUCUGCCGGACACGGUGACCGCGGAUCAACUCAAGCUGGUCGUGUCGACGUAUGGGACACCGCAGAGUGCUGUCACGACAUUGAAACCAUACGAAGGCCGCCUUUAUGUAUUGGAUCAAUCGGUCUAG
Pestalotiopsis fici W106-1 is the source of this 1776-nucleotide messenger RNA. RefSeq lists its product as uncharacterized. Gene Ontology annotation, biological process: oligosaccharide catabolic process. The record is from RefSeq and is a predicted model, not a curated record. Lineage: Eukaryota; Fungi; Ascomycota; Sordariomycetes; Amphisphaeriales; Sporocadaceae. Bases 1 to 1776 code for a protein of 591 amino acids. The transcript has a single exon. Gene Ontology annotation, molecular function: alpha-amylase activity.